Molecule: messenger RNA, 603 nt
Organism: Entamoeba invadens IP1
Lineage: Eukaryota; Evosea; Mastigamoebida; Endamoebidae
Exons: 1
Coding region: 1-603 (200 amino acids)
Biological process (GO): signal transduction
Cellular component (GO): plasma membrane
Molecular function (GO): GTP binding; GDP binding; GTPase activity
Source: RefSeq, a predicted model, not a curated record
AUGAGUAAUUCCAAUGUUCAUAUCCGAACUAUUUAUGGCACAAUUUUGGGGGAUGUUUUUGUUGGUCGCCAAAAGCUUAUUUGGCGAUUAACACGAGGAUUAUACAUUAUAAAAAUGGAUCUUUGUAUUGAUGAUGGAAAUCAUAGAAUGGUGACAAUAAAUAACGAAGAUUUUGAUUUUGAUAUUGAUAGUUAUCACGCCACAGACCAAAUGAUUGAAAUGUCCGAAUAUCGAAUGUCCAUCAGCAGCUACUUUAUUAUUGCAUAUGCUAUAAACAACAGAGAAUCUUUCAAAGCUGUUUCUCGUUAUCGAAAUUUUAUAUAUGAAAAAAUAAACAUAAAAAACGGAACAAAAAUUCUUCUUGUACUAUGUGCUACGAAAUGUGACUUGGAAAGUGAACGAGUGGUGUCAACAGAAGAAGGAAUCAAAGUUGCAGAAGAGUGGGGUUGUCUUUAUUUUGAAACAUCUUCCAAAACAGGAAAGGGUGUCGAUGAAAUGUUUAAUACUAUUGUAAAGGAAUUUAAGAACAGUGGAUUACUCACACCACUUGAGGAAAUUGAAAGAAACAAACAAAAUAAAUAUAAGUGGUGCUAUUUAUUAUGA